This is a messenger RNA of Dendroctonus ponderosae (mountain pine beetle), 2163 nucleotides long. Its product is annotated as pyruvate kinase. Bases 329 to 1948 code for a protein of 539 amino acids. NCBI's taxonomy places the organism in Eukaryota, Metazoa, Arthropoda, Insecta, Coleoptera, Curculionidae. The record is from RefSeq and is a predicted model, not a curated record. Gene Ontology annotation, molecular function: pyruvate kinase activity; magnesium ion binding; potassium ion binding. Gene Ontology annotation, biological process: glycolytic process. The transcript has 11 exons. Gene Ontology annotation, cellular component: cytoplasm.
GCCAGCAAUUCGUACCGGAAAGGUAAACCAGCGCGUGUACCGAGCUUUAUUGACCUCUAUUUAACCUUCGUGUCUGUGUGGGUUGAUUUGUCAUACCCGGCUGAUUUCCCUUAAGCAUUUCUCUAGUUUUUAGUGAAAAAAACAGCUGAAAACAGUUUAUAUUCAGUUUAUUUUACUACCCAGUGUCAUUAAACGCAAUUGAGGCCGACACUGCAAGGUAAUUUCAAGUUUGUUAGCCGGAGAAAUCUGGAUUUUUGAUAAGCUGCGAUUUGAGCCAAGGUUUCUUCAAAACAAACACUUCCGUGCCCUGCAGAUUGCAGCCAGAACAAUGGUUUGGACAACAAUCAAUGACCGAAUCAGCAAUGUUAAUCCCGAGAUGAGCGCAAAUGUGCUACCGUUCCAGAUGCAAGCUGCUGAGUCCAACACCCAGUUGGAUCAUCUAUGUGCUUUGGACAUCCAUUCCAGAGCUUCCUAUGUCAGACUUAGUGGUAUCAUCUGUACCAUUGGACCUGCAUCAAAGGAUCCUGCUGUCUUAGAAAAGAUGAUGGAAGUGGGUAUGAACGUGGCUCGGCUUAACUUUUCCCAUGGUUCUCAUGAAUAUCAUGCCGAGACCAUCAAGAACAUCAGGGAAGCGGUGGCAAACUACAGCAAGAAGAUUGGUAUGACUUAUCCUUUGGCUAUUGCUUUGGAUACUAAAGGUCCCGAAAUCAGAACUGGAUUGUUGGAAGGCGGAGGAUCUGCUGAAAUCGAAUUAAAAAAGGGCGAUACUAUUAAGCUGACCACAGAUAAAGCUUACGCCGAAAAAGGAAACAAAGACACUGUAUUUGUUGACUACGACAAUAUCCAAAAAGUGGUCAAAGUUGGCAACAAGAUUUACGUGGAUGAUGGUCUAAUUUCGUUGGUGGUCAGCCAGAUUCAGGGAUCCUUCCUAACGUGCACCAUUGAAAAUGGCGGUAUGCUGGGCAGCCGUAAAGGUGUUAAUUUACCCGGUGUCCCCGUUGAUCUGCCAGCCGUGUCCGAGAAGGACAAAUCCGAUCUGCAGUUUGGCGUUGAACAAGGAGUUGACAUGGUCUUUGCCUCAUUUAUUAGAAAUGGAGCUGCACUAACUGAGAUCAGAAAUAUCUUGGGCGAUGCUGGAAAACAUAUUUUGAUCAUUUCUAAGAUCGAGAACCAGCAGGGUGUGGCAAAUCUGGACGAAAUCAUUGAAGCUUCUGACGGUAUUAUGGCGGCUCGUGGAGAUUUGGGGAUUGAAAUUCCAACCGAAAAAGUAUUCUUGGCGCAAAAGCAGAUGAUUGCUCGAUGCAACAAGGCUGGAAAACCCGUGAUAUGUGCCACUCAAAUGUUGGAAUCAAUGGUGAAGAAGCCCAGACCUACUCGUGCUGAAUCUUCAGAUGUUGCCAAUGCUAUCUUGGAUGGUGCUGAUUGUGUUAUGUUGUCUGGAGAAACUGCUAAAGGCGACUAUCCUCUGGACUGCGUUCAAACCAUGGCCAGUAUUUGUAAGGAAGCUGAGGCUGCCAUCUGGCACAGACGGCUGUUUAUUGAUUUGUCUCUUAAUGCCACUCCACCAAUUGACGCUGCCCAUACUGUUGCAAUUGCCGCUGUUGAAGCUUCCACAAAGAGCUUGGCGGCCGCAAUCAUCGUAAUUACCACUUCUGGACGAUCUGCACAUCUCAUUUCCAAGUACAAGCCAAGAUGUCCCAUCAUUGCUGUAACCAGGUGCGCCAGAACUGCUAGACAGGCCCAUCUUUACAGGGCUGUAUUGCCUGUUUUAUACGAACAAGACAGACUUGGAGACUGGCUUCAAGAUGUAGAUGCCCGAGUUAAUUGUGGAAUUACUUUCGGAAAGUCAAAGGGCUUUAUCAAGUCUAGUGACCCAGUUAUCGUGAUUACUGGCUGGAAGCAGGGCUCCGGAUUUACCAACACUAUGCGUGUCGUCAACGUCGAGUAAGGCAAAUUCCAGAGGACUCAUCUUUGUAGUGAGAAAUUCAUAAAUUAUUAAAAAUUAAGAUUUACACUUUCAUUGCAGUGUUUUGGUUUUCACACCAUUACAAAAGCGUCUAUAUUAUGAGUGUGAUUAUCUUAAUAACUAUUUAAAUGGAACACAAAUUGAAAAUUAUACAAUAUCAUUAGCUAGAAUGUUCAUAAUAAACAAUGUAUGCAAAA